This is a messenger RNA of Linum tenue, 960 nucleotides long. NCBI's taxonomy places the organism in Eukaryota, Viridiplantae, Streptophyta, Magnoliopsida, Malpighiales, Linaceae. The record is from the annotation of a GenBank genome assembly.
AUGUCUUCCGCAGGAACUCCAACCGGCGGAGGUGGCGCCGCCGCCACAGCUCGCCCUCCUCCCGCCUCCGUACCAAAGGCUUUCUUCUGCUACCAAUGCAAUCGCACGGUCACCAUAUCCGUCUCCCCGACCUCCGAUCCCCUAUGCCCUUCCUGCAACGAAGGUUUCUUAGAGGAGGCUGAAAACCCUAACCCCGGUCCAAAUCUCUCCUCCGCCGCAGCAGCCGACCCCUUCGGCGAUGCCUUCUUCCCUCCCAUGAGCCCCUUCUCCCUCCUCCCUCUACUCUUCUCCUCCUCCUCCGCCCACGGUGGCUCCGCGACCUUCGAAUUCCAAAACCCUAACAUCUUCGGCGCCCAGCGAUCGCCCUCCGAUCAGGCCGAAUUCAACCCCCACGAUUUCCUCCGCAACUACCUCAACAACCUCCACAACGACGGCGCCAGAAUUCAGUUCUUCAUGGACAACAAUCCUCCCGCUGGCAACCUCGGCGAUUACUUCAUCGGCCCGGGACUCGAGCAAUUGAUCCAGCAGCUGGCAGAGAACGACCCCAACCGCUACGGAACUCCUCCUGCUGCGAAAUCAGCAAUCGACGCCCUCCCUACCGUCAAGAUCACCGGCGAGGCCCAGAGUUCUGAGAUGAAUCAAUGUGCUGUAUGCAAGGAUGAGUUCGAGACGGGUGAUGAGGCGAAACAGAUGCCUUGUAAGCAUGUCUAUCAUCCUGAUUGCAUUGUCCCCUGGCUUGAAUUGCACAAUUCAUGCCCAGUUUGCCGCUACGAGUUGCCCACGGAUGAUUCCGAGUACGAGACCAGGAGGCGCAACGGUGACCAAGGGGGCAACACCCAGAGCCCCGAUGCUGGAGGUCGGACGGAGAGAAGGUUUAGCAUUCAGUUGCCGUGGCCGUUCGGCAGACAAGGUGGUUCCAGCAGCGAUGGGGGAGCUGGUGGCGGCCAAAGUAGUGCCUGA